Molecule: messenger RNA, 1011 nt
Organism: Mercurialis annua (annual mercury)
Lineage: Eukaryota; Viridiplantae; Streptophyta; Magnoliopsida; Malpighiales; Euphorbiaceae
Exons: 1
Coding region: 317-709 (130 amino acids)
Source: RefSeq, a predicted model, not a curated record
GGAUAAAAUCAACAAGAAAUAGCUGACAGUUCUGACACUUUUUCUCUAUGUGCUAUCUCCACAGUUAAACUCCUCCAUUACAUAACACUCAGUUCAAUAUCUAACAUAAAAAACAAAACACAAAAUUUCUUCAAACAAAAUGACUUCAUCCCCGCCACCUUCAUCCAAGAAAAAAAAACUUAACAUCAUCAGCCUCAGAGGCGGUCUUCAUCUAGCCCUCAUCCCCACGAUUCCCGGUCACCACUCCGACGUCCGGCGCCCAGAGAAGAAUCGGCAUAGCCGUUGAUCUCAGCGACGAGAGUGCCUACGCCGUCAAAUGGGCCGUCCAAAACUACCUCCGCCACGCGCGACGCCGUCAUCUUCCUCCACGUCAGACCCACCAGUGUGCUCUACGGAGCUGACUGGGAUCUAUGACGUGUCAAUAACUGACCAAGAUUCUAAUAUGAUCAUAAAAACUGAGGAGGAUUUUGAUUUGUUUACUGUUAGGAAAAUUAAUGAGGUGGCUCAACCGCUUGUGGAGGAGUUGAUACCGUUCAAGAUUCAUAUUGUGAAGGAUCAUGAUAUGAAGGAGCGGCUGUGCGAAAUGGGGAGGAAGUCGGGUGGUUCCGGGCCUGGAUUUGAGGCCAGAACUGUGAGUUUGGAGGUGGAGCAGAUGAAGGACCUAGCGGCUCCGGUGGCAGACAUGACUGUUAAUGUUAAUUGUUACUAGAUUGGGAAUUUGGGGUUUUUUGUAGGGAGGGGAUUUGAGGGUUUAGAUCAGGGCGGCGGCGGCGGUGGACGAAAUAUGGAAGGGAUGGAGGUUAGUCAAAAAAGGAAAUACAAAAGUUAGUAUGAGAUGUAAUAUUUCACCGCUUAAUGACAUUAAAUGUAAUAAAAAAAUUAGCACAGUUGAAAGAUUUUGACAACUUUAGCAAAAAUGUAAAAAAGGCCUGCUAUCAGCCCAUUUGUGUAAUUUUCUCUUAUUUAAUGUUUAAUCAUCAAAUUAUUAGACAGAAUAAAAUCUGUUAUGUG